GAUCUUCCAUAAUUGAAUAUGACGGAACCUGAUUCUAAAGUGUCAAAGGACCAGUACGGGCGUAAGACUUGGGACGUCGAUGCAUAUUCCAAGAAGACACGGGCCAAUAAUCAGCCCCAAACCACGACCUCUGUUCACGAUCAGAUCAAUUCAGAUAGGUCCUCAAGCCAUCUACUCCACCGAGAGAAGCUUCUCAAAUCCCUGAUAAAUGCCAUCAACACACACACCAUUAUCACUCCCACCAGCCAGACAGCCACUAGAGGAAAGCACAAGAGGUUUGGGUUCGUGUGUCCCAUCUGUGAUUUUUCCUUUAGAGAUAAUAUGGCACUUAUAGACCAUUUCAAUUCUCCCCAGCACAUUCAAAAAGCCACCUCAAAGAACCUUACCACUUCGGAUCCCGGACACGAACAGGAGCUUAUAGAUGGAGGAGUACGACACGCUACACUAGCUGAAGUGGAAUCGACAUUAAAGCUGCUAUCUGAAAAGUUCAACCAGUCGGGCCUAACUAAAAGCAGCAUGCAACAAAAGAUUGAAGCCCGUAAGCAGUUUGAACAGAAACUCCAGGACAGGAAGCGAGCCAAAAGACAUAAAAGGGCUAUGAAGAAUAAAGCUUCUGACAGUGAAGACGACGAAAUGGGCCAAAUCAUGGGGUUUUCUUCGUUCAAAAAGGGAGCCGAAUCAUAGAGGUAAGACGCAGAAGACUGGAAGAUACUUGUAGAUAUCAUGUACGCUUAUGACCUAUCAUUCCUGUUGCCUCUAUCUACUCUCUCAACAAUUUGCAAUCAACUGCAGUCGUGUCGCACCCGCGACCGCGACUGAAGUGUGAGCGAGCAAAAUUCU
Messenger RNA from Yamadazyma tenuis ATCC 10573, 840 nucleotides. RefSeq names its product U4/U6-U5 snRNP complex subunit (gene SNU23). Gene Ontology annotation, biological process: mRNA splicing, via spliceosome. Gene Ontology annotation, cellular component: U4/U6 x U5 tri-snRNP complex; spliceosomal complex. Lineage: Eukaryota; Fungi; Ascomycota; Pichiomycetes; Serinales; Debaryomycetaceae. The record is from RefSeq and is a predicted model, not a curated record.